Andrographis paniculata is the source of this 3590-nucleotide messenger RNA. Its product is annotated as transportin-1. NCBI's taxonomy places the organism in Eukaryota, Viridiplantae, Streptophyta, Magnoliopsida, Lamiales, Acanthaceae. The transcript is spliced from 29 exons. The coding region runs from base 211 to 2901 and encodes 896 amino acids. Gene Ontology annotation, cellular component: nucleus; cytoplasm. Gene Ontology annotation, biological process: protein import into nucleus. The record is from RefSeq and is a predicted model, not a curated record. Gene Ontology annotation, molecular function: nuclear import signal receptor activity; small GTPase binding.
CUCCACCUCAAAUCAAGAAACCCCAAAUCUGUUCUCUGUUCAAUUUUUAGUCGCUUCACUUCGGAACAGAGCCCCCCUUCCAGUUUCGCCGUCGGCUCUGCUUCUGUUCUGUUCCCGCCGUAUCUGAAUCGUCCUCUCGAAUUUCAGAAGGCGUUGCUGAAUCUGAUCAUCAUCGGGUGGUUUAAGAAUUUUGGUUGAUUGAAGAGAAGAAUGGCGUCGGCUGCCGGCGGCGGGGAAGCUACGUCUUGGAAUCCUCAGGAGGAGGGUCUGCGGGAGAUAUGUGGGCUUGUGGAGCAGCAGAUGGCUCCCACCUCCGAUGAUAAGUCGAUGAUUUGGCAGAAGCUCCAGCACUUUUCUCAGUUCCCUGAUUUCAACAAUUACCUUGUUUUCAUUUUUGCGCGGGCUGAGGGGAAAUCAGUGGAGGUUAGACAAGCAGCAGGCUUACUUUUGAAAAAUAACCUUAGGAGUUCCUUUCAAACUAUGCCACCAGCAAACCAGCAAUAUAUAAAGGCAGAAUUGUUACCAUGCAUUGGGGCUGCUGAUAGACACAUUAGGUCCACAGCUGGAACCAUUAUAAGUACUUUUGUUCAAAUUGGGGGAGUUGCAGGAUGGCCGGAAUUGCUCAAUGCAUUGGUGAAGUGCUUAGAUAGUAGUGAUAUAAAUCAUGUGGAAGGUGCAAUGGAUGCUUUGUCUAAGAUUUGUGAAGAUGCGCCGCAAGUACUUGAUAACGAAAUUUCUGGAUUAUCUGAACGGCCUAUUAAUGCUUUUAUUCCAAGAUUUCUCCAGCUUUUCAACUCGCCACACGCUACAUUAAGAAAGCUUUCCUUGGGUUCAGUGAAUCAGUUCAUCAUGCUAAUGCCCAUGGUUCUGCAAAUGUCCAUGGAUAAAUAUUUGCAAGGCUUAUUUGUCCUUGCGAAUGACCCUGCACCAGAGGUUCGGAAGUUGGUAUGUUCUGCAUUUGUUCAGCUAAUUGAAAUCCGUUCUGCUGUCUUGGUGCCACAUUUAAGGAAUGUAAUCGAAUAUAUGUUGCUAGUCAACAAGGACCCUGAUGAAGAAGUGGCCCUUGAAGCAUGUGAAUUUUGGUCUGCUUAUUGUGAAGCUGAACUGCCACCUGAGAAUUUGAGAGAAUUUUUGCCGCGACUUCUUCCUAUUUUGCUGUCAAACAUGGCGUAUGCUGAUGAUGAUGAGUCUGUUCUGGAAGCUGAGGAGGAUGGAUCAGUUCCAGAUCGAGAUCAGGACCUAAAGCCUCGUUUUCAUUCUUCACGUUUUCAUGGAUCAGAAGAUGAAGAGGAGGAUGACAACAUUGUAAAUGCCUGGAAUCUGCGCAAGUGUAGUGCUGCAGCUCUGGAUAUUAUUUCCAAUGUGUUUGGAGAUGAAAUUUUACCUACUUUGAUGCCCAUUGUGCAGGCAAAGUUGGGAAUGCCUGGUGAUGAAGCUUGGAGAGAUCGGGAGGCUGCAGUUUUAGCACUUGGUGCCAUUGGAGAGGGCUGUAUUAAUGGUCUCUAUCCCCAUUUGUCUCAGAUUAUUGAGUUUCUUAUUCCACUGUUAGAUGAUAAAUUUCCUCUAAUACGGAGCAUCUCUUGUUGGACCCUUUCACGUUUCAGCAGAUACAUCGUUCAGGGUUCUGCUCGUCAAGAAGGUCAAAAUAUAUUUGACAAAAUUCUUAUGGGGCUACUUCGAAGGAUAUUGGAUGAUAAUAAGCGGGUGCAAGAGGCAGCAUGUUCUGCUUUUGCUACACUUGAAGAGGAGGCCGGAGAGGAUUUGGGACCACGACUAGAGAUCAUCUUGCAACAUUUGAUGUGUGCCUUUGGGAAAUAUCAGCGACGGAACCUCAGGAUUGUAUACGAUGCAAUUGGAACAUUAGCAGAUGCUGUUAGAGGCGAGCUGAAUGAGCCUAAAUGUCUUGGGAUCUUGAUGCCCCCACUGAUUGCAAAGUGGCAGCAACUUUCAGACUCUGAUAAAGAUCUUUUCCCACUUCUAGAAUGUCUUACAUCUGUUGCCCAGGCACUAGGUACUGGAUUUUCACAGUUUGCUCCACCAGUAUUUCAGAGGUGCAUAAACAUCAUCCAGACUCAGCAAAUUGCUAAGGUUGAUCCUGCUGCGGCUGGGGUACAGUAUGAUAGAGAGUUUGUUGUUUGCUCCUUGGAUCUUCUCUCUGGACUUGCUGAGGGGCUUGGCCCUGGAAUUGAGAGUUUGGUUUCACAAAGUAAUUUGAAGGAUUUGCUGCUAAAAUGUUGUAUGGAUGAAGCCUAUGAUGUUCGGCAAAGUGCUUUUGCACUGCUGGGGGACCUUGCAAGAAUUUGUCCCGUCCACCUACAUUCCCGUCUACCAGAAUUCCUGGAUGUUGCUUCCAAACAAUUGAGCAUUGCAAAGCUGAAGGAAGCUGUGUCUGUUGCAAACAAUGCUUGUUGGGCUAUUGGCGAGCUAGCUAUAAAGGUUCACAAGGAGAUAUCUCCUGUUGUACUGAAUGUAGUUUCGUGCUUGGUACAAAUACUUCAACAUCCAGAGGAACUGAACAAAUCUCUCAUAGAAAAUAGUGCAAUUACACUGGGAAGACUUGCUUGGGUUUGUCCGGAGGUUGUUUCACCACACAUGGAGCAUUUUAUGCAGUCUUGGUGUGCGGCUCUGUCCAUGAUUCGUGAUGAUAUAGAGAAGGAAGAUGCUUUCAGAGGCUUAUGUGCACUGGUCAGAGCAAACCCAUCUGGAGGUUUGAAGUCUCUUGCAUUUAUUUGCAGGGCUAUUGCAAGCUGGCAUGAAAUAAGAAGCAAGGACCUACACGAUGAUGUUUGCCAGGUUGUGCAUGGCUAUAAACAAAUGCUUAACAAUGGAGGAUGGGAACAAUGCAUGUCUGCCUUGGAACCCUCCGUGAAAGACAAGCUGUUGAAGUAUCAAGUGCUGUAAUUCCUGCAAGAAGCAAAUGAUUCUUCCAUAUCCCACAGAUCAUCUCUUACGAGUGCCUGUUUAUGAGAUGUACAUUCAGCCUGCAUCUGUCUUAAGUCUUCUUUACUGCAUUUUCCAAUUGUUGUGGAGCUGCAGCAACCCCCGGCCUCAGAUUAUUUACCAUAUAGGGCUGUACUAUUUGAACUCUCGUCCUCUUCUCUUAGGCAGUAUAUAGAAGAAAAGUCAGAAGUCAUCGAAGUUUGCAUUCAUCUAUCUAUAUGUUGGCUUCAUGGAUGUUGGACCAGCCAAAUUCUUGGAGGUAAUAUCCAUUGCAAAAGUUUUGUUAGAUUCUUGUCCAAGACUAUCCUAGGGUUCUAGAAGUUGUAAUUUUAUUUGGAGACAGUGUGUGAAAUGUCGUUGCUCAUUGUGGUGGGGAGGGAGUACCACAAUAAAUGAAUGCCAUAUGAGGAGAGCCUCCAGUGUGAUCGAUGUCAGGUAUUUCAUAGGGAUUUGUAUUAUUAUUGAUGAUCCAACCAAUUCUUUGAGUAUUUUUUUCUCUUUAUGUUGAUAAAAACCAGCGUGGCAGAUAUUCUUGGACACUUGGUUUAAGCUUAUGGCUGUAUCAUCAUUAGUUGUUGCUUCAAUCUUAAAUUUUGGAGAGUGCUUAAUUUAUUUCCUAUUUUGUUGUAUCAAUGCUUUUCUUGGAUUCU